Messenger RNA from Alternaria triticimaculans, 840 nucleotides. RefSeq lists its product as uncharacterized. The transcript has 5 exons. Lineage: Eukaryota; Fungi; Ascomycota; Dothideomycetes; Pleosporales; Pleosporaceae. Bases 1 to 840 code for a protein of 279 amino acids. The record is from RefSeq and is a predicted model, not a curated record. Gene Ontology annotation, cellular component: mitochondrial outer membrane.
AUGGGACAGCUGAAGGACGAGAAGGUGCACUCACGAUGUGCUAAAGUGACUCCCGGGCAGAACGAUGCCGGUGGAGAGGGCGAUGGCAGAGAGAAGGGUGAGCGUUCCACGCGGAAAGUGGACCCGGCCUUCCACGCGUUGGCCGAGGCUGUGAUUGGCGCUCCGAAAAUAUCACGAGAUGCGGAGUGCAGGUACACGACGCUUCUUUCUUUGGCGACUUUUGCUAUUGCGCAUGUGACAUUGAUCGACAGUUACACACGAAUCUCAUCACUAAACGCCAUCAUGACGAGCUACAUCCCCUCCCUCACGCUUCCCAGCUUUGCUUUCGAGAACCCUGCAGUGGCUAUCCUGCUACCUGUUCUGUGUGGAACGGCCACAGGAUUUGCCAUCAGCCCAAGUGUGUCUCAGACAGCAUAUCGAACGCUGAAGCAACCUCCACUACAUCCUCCCGGUUAUGUAUUCGGACCAGUCUGGACAGCACUCUAUGCCACCAUGGGCUACACAGCCUAUCGUGCGUACACCAUUGGAGCGACGUCUGCUAACCCCAAUACUGUUGCUCUGGCGAAGCACGGAGCCACUCUUUACACUAUCCAGCUUGCCUUGAAUCUCGUGUGGACUCCUCUCUACUUUGGUCUCGGUCGUCCCAUUCCCGCUUCAGUUGACAUUCUCGCUCUCGGUGGAACUCUUGCCUACCUUAUCAAUGUCUGGGGACAAGUGGACCCAGUUUGCGGAUGGCUGCUCGCACCCUACCUAGGUUGGGUCAGCUUCGCAACAUACCUCUGCAUUGGAUCAGGUUACCUGAACAACUGGGACUUCAGGGCCAUCUCGAAGAAAGAUUAA